CGCACAUCGUUGUCGCUUACGAAUUUUUUACGGUUUAUACUUUAUUAUAAGAUAAAUUAUAAAAAAUCAGUUUAUUAUUCGCUUGUUUCGUUCAAAAUUUUAGUUCGAGCGUUCAGUUUGGGACAAAUAUUUCCGCCUAACACGACUGGCCAAUUUGAUUCAUCAGAUGGGUUGUCUGUCGAGCAAGGAAGAAAAAGAAGCCUCAGUGAGGUCGAAACAGAUUGACCAGAGGCUGAAGAUGGAUGCCGAGUCACAAUCCCAACAUAUUAAAUUAUUACUAUUGGGAGCUGGUGAAUCUGGAAAGAGUACCUUCCUAAAGCAGAUGAAAAUCAUAUAUGAGAAUGGUUACUCGAUAGAAGAGUGCCUAUCGUACAAAGUGGUCGUACACAACAACACCAUUCAGAGUUUGAUUGCCAUGUUGAGGGCUUUGGGAGGACUUAAGUUGACCUUUAGUGAUCCUGAAAGAAUUUCAGAUGCACGAUUAUUUUUCGAGUUGGUUGAGAAGAAGGAGGAUGUUGAUUUGAACAUGGACCUUGCAAAAAUCAUGAAGAGGUUGUGGCUCGAUCCAAAUCUCCAACUUUGCUUUAAGCAGUCCAAGUGCUAUCAACUCAAUGAUUCCGCUGAAUAUUUUCUAAACUCGUUGGAUCGAAUCAGUCAGGAAAAUUACAUCCCGACAACACAGGAUGUCCUCAGGACAAGAGUCAAGACAACAGGAAUUGUUGAGAUGACGUACAAAUUGAGAGGAGUAACCUUCAAAAUCUUUGACAUCGGGGGUCAGAGGUCGGAGCGUAAAAAGUGGAUUCACUGUUUCGAGGGUGUGACGGCAAUAAUAUUUCUCGUGGCUUUGAGUGAAUAUGAUCUUGUACUCUACGAAGAUCAUACUGUUAACCGUAUGAUAGAAAGUAUGAACCUCUUCCACAGCAUCUGUAGUACGAAGUGGUUUGAAAAGACCUCCAUCAUAUUAUUCCUCAAUAAAAAAGAUCUAUUUGCUGAGAAAAUUCAUAAUUCGCCGCUCACUGUUUGCUUUCCCGACUACAAAGGUCCGAGCACUUACGAGGAUUGUGGUGCGUUCAUCCAGUCGAAGUUCGAGCAGCUGAAUACGCGGCUGGAAGUGAAGGAGAUCUACGUCCAUUUCACGUGCGCCACCGACACCAACAACAUCCAAUUCGUUCUCGUAUCUGUUACUGACAUCAUCAUUAGGAACAACUUGAAGAGUUGUGGGCUCUUUUGAGGUGUUCUGACCGUGAUGAUGACCGUUAUGAUUCUGGCGAAUAUGAUUCUGGUGGUGAUUGUGGCCGUUAUGCUUGUUAUGGUUAUUAUUGUCGUGAUUAGGUUUGUAAUGUUGAUGACUGUAGCAGUUAUGAUAAUGAUUGAUUGUACGGAGAUGGUGAAUAUUAUGAUUAUGAUAAAAACUGAUUAAAGUGAAUGAAUUUGUGCCUAACUUUCCUAACAUAUCAGUCAGUUUACUUUUGAAACAUCAAAUUUUCGAUCUCUACAUCUAUAAAUAUUUUUUCUUUUUUUUUUCAUUUUUCUAUUGUUUUUGCAUUCUUUCAUCGUUCUUUUAUUAUUUUUUAAUUAAUUAAUUAUUUUGAUGUAUCAGCAAUGAACAUUUUGAAAUAUGAUGUCUGAAAUAAUUAUGUCAUAUUGGUGUUAUUUACUGUUCACUUUUCUCUAUAAUGUUUCGUUCAUUAAUAUAUAUAUAUGAAGUAAUUAUGCAUUAAUUAUAGUCUUUUACCAGCAUAUAUAUGCGUAAUAUAUAUAUAUAUAUAUGUAUGUAUGUAUUUCUAUACAUGUAUAUGGGUAUUUUUGAACAAAGUAUUAUUAAUUAGUUAAAUAUUUUUCUAUACUAAAAGACAAUAGCCGUAUUUUUGUAUUGGGUCGUUUAUAUUAUAUGAAUGAAUAUAUGUACAGAUGUGUAUAUAUAUAUAUAUAUUUAUAUAACUAUGAUAUAUAUAUAUAUAUAUAUAUACAUAUAUCUGUAUGUAUAUAUACAGUUAAACCUUGUGUACGCCAACGUCAACAUAUACAAUUAAAAGAAAGAAAUAUAAUAAUAGCUUUUUACAUACUUCUUAUUUGCGACAAUAAGCAAAAUUGUCAAUCAAAUUAACGAGCCAUAGAUGUCGAAUGAAUACGUUGAUUAAUUUUCA
Messenger RNA from Helobdella robusta, 2147 nucleotides. RefSeq lists its product as hypothetical. The transcript is spliced from 10 exons. Bases 167 to 1231 code for a protein of 354 amino acids. NCBI's taxonomy places the organism in Eukaryota, Metazoa, Annelida, Clitellata, Rhynchobdellida, Glossiphoniidae. Gene Ontology annotation, biological process: adenylate cyclase-modulating G protein-coupled receptor signaling pathway. Gene Ontology annotation, molecular function: GTP binding; GTPase activity; G protein-coupled receptor binding. The record is from RefSeq and is a predicted model, not a curated record. Gene Ontology annotation, cellular component: heterotrimeric G-protein complex.